Monomorium pharaonis (pharaoh ant) is the source of this 1920-nucleotide messenger RNA. Its product is annotated as odorant receptor 4. Gene Ontology annotation, cellular component: plasma membrane. The transcript has 6 exons. Gene Ontology annotation, molecular function: olfactory receptor activity; odorant binding. The record is from RefSeq and is a predicted model, not a curated record. Gene Ontology annotation, biological process: sensory perception of smell; detection of chemical stimulus involved in sensory perception of smell. The coding region runs from base 596 to 1765 and encodes 389 amino acids. Lineage: Eukaryota; Metazoa; Arthropoda; Insecta; Hymenoptera; Formicidae.
GUAAAUAGUAGAUAACAUUUUAAAAUAUAUAUUAUAUUUUGACUAUGAAAAAGAAAAGAUCACUCACAACAAUGAACAUUUUUUUCUUCGCCAGGUAUAUUCUGGCGUGUAUCGUGUAUGCUUUUUUUAAUUUGCGACUACUUGCAACGCGACUUAUGAGGUUCGCUCAAAGCCUAUUGUAGAGAAACAUCCCCAGCGAUAUGUUUACGUCCUUCUCCCUUGCGACGCACUUCCAACAGCGAAACUUUUCAACUUUGCGUUGUGCGGGUCAUGGAAGCUGCACUCCCGAGGUUGUUGUAUUUUUAAAGAAGGCACGCAGUUAUAUUGUCCGUGGUCGGAAACUCCGCCGAAGGAAGAAAAGCGGUACCUUCUCAACUUUUUUACGUACCAGAUUGCGAGCGUUGCAUAUAGUUCAAGUCCGUUAAAGUUUACGAUACGUGGCGAUAGGAAUAUUUAAUGAGUGGUUGUCCGAUUGGUCAACGUUCUUCUUGAAAGCUCCACCUCCUCGGAUUUUUCAACGUGCAAAAUUGUUUGGUGGUAGCAUACGUACACCUCGAGCGAACCUCGAGGGCUGUUUUCCUCAGAUCUGUUGUUUAUGGGAAACAUGGAGAUGAGUACGGUCAGUCGCGUGGUAAAAAUCGGUCUUUGCGCUUGCGGUAUCUGGCCAUAUCUACCGUCAACCGUUUUAUUUCGAUUGUUUUGGAUCGUGAUGCUGGGCACAGCUCAAUAUUUUCAAUACCAGUACAUUGCAGUACACUUUUCCACCGACAAUUUCUCUGACUUAAUGGAUGGUGUAAGCAGUUCCAUGGCGUACAGUCUGCUGUUUAUCAAACUCAGUAUUUUAUGGGCAAAUCAACGAACGUUUUCCAACAUACUGCAAAUGAUGGCCAUGGACUGGAAGAACUGUGUUUCGACUGACUGCAGUUUGCGCAUCACAACCAACAAGGCCAAACUCUCGCACCGUUUCUCAAACUGGAUCAUCGGUCUUCAACUGACUGCCAUAGUUCUGUAUAGCUGCGGCGUGCUCGCUGUUAACACCGGUGACGUUCAAAGGAUGAAUGUGUCCGCGCGGGAACACAUCUUGAAGAUGAAGCUGCCAUUCCAGAUUGACACGUCUCCCAUUUACAUGCUCGUUACAAUCCUCGAGUUUCUUCAUCUAGUGAUGUGUGGCUGUGGGAUUUCCUUAGUAAAUUCGCUCAUCGUCACUCUGAUACUGCACAUUAGUGGUCAAAUCGAUAUUCUUUGUGAUUGGCUACUAAACGUUUUUUCCAAAGAUAUGACGCAUAUCGUGGAUGAGAUAACAAUGAAGACAUUGAUAAUAAAGCAUCAACAAAUUAUCAUGUUUUCGGAAAACAUCGAGAACCUUUACACAUACAUCACGUUGAUACUGUUCGUGUCAGAUACCCUCAUUAUAUGCUGUCUAGGAUUCAUUAUCGUCACCUCAAUCGGUACACCUGACGGACCAGCAAUCUUAGUGAGGUCCGUAUUAUUUUACGUUGUGAUAAAUCUCGAAGCAUUUAUAUAUUGUUUCGCGGGUGAAUAUUUGACCGCCAAGAGCCAAAUGAUCGGAAACGCGGCUUACGAUUCUCUCUGGUACGACAUUUGUACGAUAAAAAAAAGUCGAAUUAUACUGUUCAUAAUACUAAGAUCGCAAAGACGAUUAACUAUUACAAUCGGCAAAAUUAUGGAUCUCUCUUUGGAACGAUUUACUUCCGUUGUGAAGGCAUCGGCAUCAUAUAUUUCUGUCCUAUUAGCGAUGUACUGAAUAUUAAGUUGAAUCUCGAUAAUUCAUUACAGUUUUAUGAUAGGCAAUAACAUAGAAUAUCAGUAUAUACCUAUAAUCAUAAAACGAGUAAUAAAAUAAUCUCAGCAGUAACAAUAUUAAAAGAAUUAUUAUUAUUAUUAUUAUUAUUUUAUAUA